AUUGUAUUUUGGAGUGUGAGGAGAAGUGCUUGGUGAUGGUAAUGAGGCAAGAGCUUGGUUUGCGAAGUGUUGGGGGGAGGAAGGGAAGUAUGGUAUUGCAGUAACGCAGUCAAGCUACAAGCUGAGGCGGAAUCAUGAAUCCUAACAGCCGUGUGCCUCCUCUCAGGAGUUCAUCACAAUAUCCUCGUCAUGUCAGUGCCAACCAUGUACCCAGGCCUAAUCAUCAGCCAAGAUGGCCUGUCAAUCACGUUCCAUACGCCAAGGACUAUAGGCAGUGCUACCAAAAUGGGGAUUGUCCAGCCAUGCAGAUAGCUGGUGGUAAUGUGCCUCCAAAAGAAUCUGGUUAUCUCAGCUACCCAAAACCUGGAAGUCCACCUGUUAAUGGCCAUGGAAUCUACACACCAGAGAUUGUGCCGGGUGAUGUUUCUCCACCAUUACGAAUAAAUAUAUGUGCACAGCGAUGCUGUUGGUCUCCACCUGUAGAGCCGCUGAGUCAUUCUCAGAGGGAAAUGGAAAAUACUUUGUGUGGUCCACCCAUCUUGAGUGUCAGUCCUAGCGGUUUGCCAGCAAGCACUGUGGAUGUUCAUCAACAUACAGGAGUAGGUCUGGAAUUUUCACCGAGGCGGACAGUCACUGCUGGAGAAAUUCGCCUGAGUCCUUUACAAAUUCAGCAUUCGCCUCCGUAUUUUAGAACUAACAGUCAAGAUGAUGGAAGGAAGAGUGAAAGCCCUUCGCGAAAACGAAGGAGAGUAUCUCGUGGAGGCAUUCAGAUGGCAGUACCUGUUCCCACAACAGCGCCACAUACGAGGACACCUUGGGAACAGCGCCGUUCUCCCAGGCACCAGUCAACUGCUCGGAGUGUAAGUAACAGUUUGAGACGCACCAUGCGUUGCACGCCGGUGUGGGGUCCGCUUCCCCACCAGGAGCCGCCCUACACGCCGUUCCACCCACACCCGGCGCACACGGCUCAGAGUCCUGCCACAGUGCCAAUACCGCUUCCGCUGUCGCUGUACCCUGGCGGCAGCCCCCCUCCGCAGCACGGCUGCCACCAGCAUGGGCUGUACGGCUGCUGCAGCUGCCCCCCAGCAUUCCCUCCACCGCCCUCAGGGCCUCCGCCGAUGCCUCCACCACAAGUGCAGGUUCCGCAGUUUGGGAGUUGCCUACCACCCCAUCAUCAGUCAUAUGCAGCAUUUCUUCAGGCGCAAGCUCAACCAACGCCUGGGUUCACAGCUCCUCCCAGUCCGUGCCUUUCAGUUUCUCCAGUCCAUUUCCCUCAACAACCUCAGCAUGCUGAUGCAGUGGAACUCCUGGCGGACCAGCGAUCUACAUUCCACCAGCUGCAUGGCACCCAUCUGCACACGACUACUCCAUCUCCACCACCGAUUUUUGUAACAGAGCAAAGAACAGCUCAAGUAGAUCACCUAUCAACACGAAGUCGUAGACCUAGCACACCCAGCAGACGUGUUGGACCACGCCGGUGGAGACCUACUCCUACUCUUCCUGCUUCCACAUCAUAUCCAGGGCUUCUGUUACACUUCCUUGCUAUGUUCUCAAAUGCUCCAUUGUCACCAUACAGUCAAGCUGAUUUGGGUAGCCCUGAUUCAACAGAGACUGAAAACUAUGAAGCUCUGCUCCAUUUGGCAGAGAGAUUGGGUGAAGCCAAGCCUCGUGGACUGGCAAAAAUUGAGAUAGAGCAGCUACCCUCGUAUAAGUUCAACGCAGACACACACCAUGGUGACCAGACGUCAUGUGUUGUAUGCAUGUGUGAUUUUGAAGCCAGGCAGAUGCUUAGAGUUCUUCCUUGUUCACAUGAGUUCCACGCAAAGUGUGUUGACAAGUGGCUGAAGUCCAACAGAACGUGUCCCAUUUGCCGUGGAGAUGCAUCUCAUUAUUUCAGCCACCAGGAUUAGAGAGCAAGUAAUACAGCAGAACUUGGAAGUGCUAUUUUCUUAUGUUAAGAGAAUAUAUUUCUUGUUAUAUAAAGAAAAUUGAAAAGAUUUAAUCUUUAUGUUGUUAGAUGUGUUCCUUUGAUGUUAUUUAUUCUUGUUUCGUUCAUUCUGUCUAGAGUAGUUUACAUGAUUAUUUUCUUAGAAGUAAAAUUAUAUGAACAGAUGAACAGAAGUUGUACUUGGUAGUUUUUUGUAAGUUAUUUUUAGAUUUUUCAUGCCUCUUACAAGCUCUGUGGUUUCCCAAUUAAUAUUAUUACACAGACAAAUAAUAUAUUAAUAAGCUGCAUGUGUGUGCCCUAUUGAGAAGGAUAAGAAACACAUUCAGGGUAUCAACAUAUUAUCAUGUGUCAUUAACUCCCCCCACCUAACACUCCCGUCAACCCACCAUGACAAGUUCUUUGUCAAACUUCUGAUGGUUACUGGUAUGCAUUAAAAAAAAAUCUAAGCUUAUCUCAUUAAUGGUAUAUUUUUAUGGUUUAGUUUUGAAGGUUAAAUUUGCCUUAAAAAGAAGUGUCUGUGAAGUAUGUAAUAUGUCUUACAUUCUUCAGUAGAAAUUAUAAAAUUAGUUUAAGCAUAAGCACAAUGAUUUGCAAAGUUGGGUGAAGUGUUGUAAAGUUAAUGAAUGAAACAUCCCAUUUUACAGGAUGUAGUAUUGAGGUUUGCCUGGUGAAUAACAUCAUAGCAAACUUCCUGUUUUUAUACCCCCAACAGUGUUUUUCAGAACAUCGUUACUUCAUUAGAUAUAUACCAUAAAUCUUCAUCAGAUGUAACUUUGCCUCAUCACCCUAGCUUUUUUAUUACUACAGGAAAAUUUAUAUUACUUUGUUGAAGAUUUAUGGUAGGCCCAGAUGUGUGGGAAGCAGGAAAAAAGUUUGACAUGUGAAAUAACUACUUUUAAUUUUUUUUUUCCCUUUAUGUUGUUCUUCCUAUGUUUUCUUUUGUAGUAUUGACUACAAAUUUUAUUAACAUCAACUGAAUUUUCUGUUGGUGUUUAGCAAAACCUAACAUUAAAUAGGGAAAAGUUACUAAUGUUCUGGAAAAGUGUAUUUAUUUGGUGACGAACUAGCUUUAGACUUAUUAGGUAAAGGAAAACGACAAGCCAAAAGCCACUUUGCAACAAAAUAAAUAUAACUGUGCAGAACAUUAUGAAGUGUUUACUAUUUACUAUUACAAAUGUUCUUUAUUUUGGAGACAUUGAAAUGACUUGAGCAAUUUGGGAAAAAAUGUGUGGUUUCCCAUGAAUAUUACAGAAGGGAAGUGUUUCAAAGUAGCACACUAGCUGUUAAAGAAUGGCAUAAAUUUUUAUGUGGUUAAUGUAAAUUUUUGUAAGUGUGAGAUUUGGGGGAGUGGGCAUAAUAUAGUAGUAAUGCAUGUGAAUUUAAUAUUGUCACAGGAUGAUACAGAAACUGUCAACACCUUGAGAAUGUUUAUUGAAGUAAUUUUUAUUGUAAGAAGAAAUGUUAGCAAAUUUCAAGAUGAUGUUCAUUCAGGCUGUAAAUAUAGUUCUGGAAGUUCUGUAGGUGAAGUGAGAGUUUUAACACACAAAAUCUCGUUAGCCUGUAAUUCCAGGUAAAGAUUGUAAAGCUUAAAUAAGAAAUAGGAUCUAGUUAUUUAUUCGUGUACUGUUAAGGAUACAAGAUGAUCGAUACAGUUGGCUAUUCCUUGUGGGAAUCAUCUAUUUGAAUAUUUUGUAUCAAUACAUACUCGGUCUUAAGUGGCCCUGUCAUCUGUUCAGAUACACAAUAAGUUGAUCAUUACUAAACAAAUAUUAUUUUAAUUGUCGAUAUAAUUUUUCUUCAAAAAUUGUUCAGAUUGCUCAGUCAUUUUCGUUUGUCCCAAUUCGGGUAGUACAUUUAUGUGCCUUGUAAGACAUCUUUGUGCUGAUCAGUGUAAUUGCUGAUACACUUAAUGUGAUGCAGUUCCCUCUAGUCAGUUUACAUGCUGUUAAGUUUGUCUGUUCUCAUUCUUGUUGUUUUAAUAAAACAAAAAAUUGCUGAAUUAUACAGUCUGACCCAGGGAAAUGUAUGACAUCUAGUGUGUAGCUGAAAAUUAUUUUUAAGAUAUUAAAAAAGUGCAAGUAGCAACUUUGUCCAUGUAGACAGUACUUACCUGUGGAACCACCAUUUGGAAAUAAUUUUGUUACUACAGGUGGUGUUGGAAUUAUUGUCUAAGUGUCAGUGUGAUACAGUAAAAUUCUUUCCUUUGAUUUAACUAUAAGAGAUGUUGCCAGAAGUCUGGAAAAACUUCGAAUUGGAAGAUUAAUUGCACAACUAUCACAGUAAAACCCCUCUUUAACGAAUCUCUGGUCACUCAAAUAUUUAUCCUUAAAUGGGGGUUUUGCCAAAGUAUACGGAAUGCUUUUUAAUCGCGGAAUUACCAGUAUCCUAUGCUACAGAUAUAAAUCCAGUAAAUAUAUAAUUAUUACACUUUUCACAAACACAUCUUUCAUUUUCUUUAAAAUUAACAAGUCUUGUUUCUUCUGUCCUUCCAGCAUAUUAUAGUGAAAGAAGUUGUACUCCAGCUGGUUGAUAUAAGGUAGAAUAGAUCCAUCUAUGUUAAAAGAGAAAAAGAAAUUUCUGGGAGUAUCAGUUCCUUGCACAGCAGCAGUGAAAGUUGAUGCAACACACUAGUUUCUUCUUCUUCUUCUUCUUAAAUCAUCAUCAUCAUUCCCACUGCCAGUUCCUAUCUGUGUUACCUUACAAACAUUUUACUUGCAUCAGUCUCGGGUUUGGAAGUCGGGAUGCUGUCAUCACUACAAUGUCCUAUGAUGUUGCAUUUUCAGAAAUAUCAGUUUUCCUAUUCCAUGCUUCUUCUAAAACACUGUCAUCUUAAACAGCAACUUAUGUACCACAGGAAGCCUCUGUGAAACAAUUUAACACAAUCUGUUAUGCACAGAAUUCCAGGCAGCAACAAACAUAUGCAUAGCCUGUAUGGCGCCAAGUCUCAUGAUUUCCUUACUUUCAAGGGAUGAAAUUGGCUUAUACACAACUGCUAUUCUGUAUUUGGUUUUAGUAGAGUAUAUUAUGCCUAGGUACAGAGGCUGCGGAUGACUUGGGUAGUUUGGACUUAGAAACACAACAUUUAUAUUCCUCUGAAAUUGUUUCCUUGGUAUGUACAAAACAUAGGUCAAUAAUAAGUAAAUUUUCCUUCCUGCAGCACCCAUCGUGGCAUCUACACCCAGAAAAGUAAUGAAGGCAGUUUUAACUUUCAUCACUACUUACACACAAUAGUGUCAUAAUCCUUUCUUUACUUUUUUACCUCCAUGACAUUUUUCUCCCUUAAUGGAAUAUAAUAUUGCAAGAAGUAAAUUAUAAAAAGGCACCAGUUUCAUCAAUGCUGUGGGCUCAGAAGCGUGUAUCAGUCCUGGCGACAUAAUGUUCUUCCAAUAGUAUAUACUUUCUUUGACUAAGAGCUUGAUUUUCUUCAUUUACACUUUGCAUGGAUAGAUUUUGAUGUACUAAAAUAUUCAGUGCUGAUCUUCAGAAUGAUUUCAAUAGCCUUCUCAAGCACUUAAGUUUCUGCUUAGAGGAAUGCUUCAAUUUAUCAGUCCUUGAAACAACUUAAGAAUAAUAUUUUCCACAUGAUUGAAUGUAGACAUAUUGAAUGCUCUUCCUUUCUGAAUCCACAGGAAUCAUGUGCUUUGACAUUUAAGAAUGCAUUCUUAUUCUUGAAUAUAUUUCUUUGCUGUGUCUGAAAGAUUUAUUUUAAGAUUGUCAUUGACAUCAUAAAUGAUCUUCAGCUUUCUAUUUUUGCUGGCCACAAAUCCACAAAAGUAAAACUGAUAACUUAGACACUUCAUGCUUCGUAAACUCAGUAUAUCUCGUUGGCCAUGACUCGGUGACUGUGGUGUCAGAUUAUGUAAGCUAAGUCGGAUGAAAAUAAGAUUGCAGAUUCUUUCAACGCAUCUGCUGGUAUCUAUACAAAGGAAACUGAAUUAUUGGCUACGAUCUACGUACAUGUUGACUGGUUGAAUAGAUUAACAUUUACUGUGCCACGUGACAAGAAAUUGUGUGUGUGAAAUGGAAAGAAAUCAAACUCACUUCAACAUGUUAGGAAUUACAUAAAUGUUGGGUUUCAGUUUGCAAAAUGUUUCAUGGUUAUACCACAAAAGCAGACUUUUUCGAAGAGCAUGGUUGAAAGUGGGUAGAAAUAACAUUGUUCCUACGGGAGAUUCGCCAGGACUAACAGAAAUUUUCUUUAAAAGUGAGGCUUCCUUAGAAGCAGGUUCGUUAGUUUAGGGUUUUACUGUAUAUUAUUCCUUUUCAUGACUUGGUACGGUAUAAAAGUACAGUCUUUUACAAAUUAGCCAUAGUACGUUGAUUAAAUAGUUACAAGGAAUAUGCAUGAAGAGGUAGAAUGCCAGCUGAGCUAAACCCAACAAAAAUCUGCUUACAGAGUGUGUUGUGCCUUCAUACUACAUGCAUAUACCAGGAGAUAAUGAACAUACAAAUGUGUUUGCAAUUGCUCUUACAUGAAUUUUGGUUACCAUGUUUGUAAAAUGGCUUUUUCUUCCCAUUCUUCAUUGACUGGGAUAUAAUACUUGGUUAAGUUUUAGUGUAAGGGGUAAAGAUUUGUGCAGUGUUCUCCAAAAGCUAACAAUUUCUUCCUUAACUAGGAUCCUUCAGUUUGGUCAUAAAACCAUAACAUAUUGAGGUUUCAUUCCCCUCAGGUUAUUCUGAGCAAUGCAAUAAAAUUAAUAUUACCUCAUUAACAGUAGCAUUUUGCAUAUUACAGAUUUAGAUCCAUUUCAGUCAGAGUAUUUUGGAAAAAGAUCUGAUUAGUACAAAAAACCACUACAAACUGUAUAUAGUUUUGAUGCAGGGAUUACUGAAAAACUGCAUUGUGGCAGUCUUGUUUUCUAAUUUUAGAUGUAAUUUUAUUCAUUUGUAAUGAACUAAUAGCUUGUAAAUAUUUGCUUAUUUUGUAAGUGACUGAAGCAAUAUCGUUAUCUAGUGGCUUUGUAAGUUAGAAUUUCAUAGCUUUUUUAUACACAUAGAAUCAUGCUUUUUGCACUUAGUAUGGGUGUACUGUUAUGUGGUUGUGUAACUAUGUGGAGUUACACAACUGACUGCAGUGUUUUGACACCCAGUAUGAAGUAAGUCUGAUGGAAGAGAGGUUUUUGGAUGCCAAAGAUUAACAUAAUACUUGUUUCCUUCGACACCUGGCUUGAAACUGGAGCAGGUGGGAAGAUGGAACAACCAGCUUGUUGAGGCUGCCAACUGUUAGAUUUGAAGGUGUGUUCAUUACACAGUUGUAAAUUGUAUGUGCAGUGAAAGCUCUUGGUUAAGAAUGCAUUAUCAUUUUGUCUACCAUAAGCUGUUGCUGUGAAAUUAUGUAGAAUUGCCCUUGUAUUAUGAUGAUAUAGAACUUUGAGUCUGCAUUGGAGGCAUAUUAUGUCAUCGAAGUAAUGUUUGUGAAUACACUAAGCUUUGUUUGUGACUGUAAUCUUUUUUGUUACUGUAGUUAAUGCACUUUCAUGUUAACUCUUUAAAGCUCACUUUAGUGAUAGCAAUAAAAAUUUGGCUACUCUGUUGGUUUACAUAGUUAUAAGUCAAUUUGUUUGUAAGUAACCAAUGCUUAUAGCCAUCAUAUUAACUCAGGCCUCUUUCACUAGUCAUGUGGAAUAUUGCCAUUUGUUAGCAGCAUGUACAAAAUGAUUUACUUUGUUUAUUGUUGUAUUUCUUACUUGUGGCUUAUUUGCAGUUAAUGGGGAAAGGAAUGCAGUGUAAUCCUACUUUAUACAUAUUUUUUAUAGUCCCAGUAUACUGUUGGACUGAAAUAUUGUAACAGUUACUUCUGUCAGAGGAUAAUGAAUUGAGUUCUUGUACUUUGAGCAACUUUGAUUAUUUGAAGAGUGUAAAUGUUCUCCAACAUAGCACAUUGAAAUAUGUCUGUCCAGAGGAAUUUCAAUUGUAAGGUCCUUGUAAUAUGUAACAUUGUAUUAUUUAUUUAUUCUGACAAAUUAAUGGUCUGCUUUGUAUUAGGUUACUACAUGAGUAUUUAUAUUUCUAGCUUUGUUUUCCACAAGCAGUGGACACUUAAAGGAUGAGAAUUACAAAUUUUAAAUUUAUGUGAAAAUAAUGUCAUCAGAAAACUGAUUUUCUGAUCCACUUACAUGUUUUUGGUUCUAAUUUCUCCUGCCCCCUUUCUCUUAGCCAUUUCAAGCUUCAUAGUAGUAAUGAGCUCAUUAAUGUUCUUUCAGGUUUAUGUGCACACACAUUUUUUAUAUACAUACACGUGCUUGUAAUAGGUAAAUUGAAACUGUUGAAUUAGGCUGCCGAAGAACAAAAAGUGCUUUAAAUGUUUCUUACGCAUGCUUUCACAUAUAAAGAAAUGUAUAGAAAAUUAGGAGAAAUUGGAAAAUGCUGCCUUCCUACGUCACUCCAUGUAGGUAGUCGGCUUGAUUGUAAGUUAGGGACAGGUUUGUACCCACCUUUUGUGCAAACAUGCUCUCUGUAUCUGUCCUGAAUUAUCCAAAUUUUCAGUGCAUUUAUAAUUCUAUCUCAUAGGAUGAUGUCAGAUGUCUGUAAUGUAAACUCACGUUUUGUGCAGUAUUUAACUAGAUGUUAAUUUAUCUGUUUUACUGUUUGUUGAGUUUCGUCUCUGUGGAUUAUAUUACAUUAAGAAAUACAACAACUGGCUGAUUUUUAAACAUUUUCAUUUAUUCCAAUAUGGGUUUGAACUUUUGCCCUUCUUUGAUUGGCAUAAUACAUAUUUAGAUCUUCAGUUAGCACUUUUUUUCUCAUUUAUAUUGUGCUUGUUGUUACUCCUAUUUACCACAUUUAAUUGUGGCACAGGCCCAUUUUCUUUGAGUGCUAAGCAGUGUAUGUAUUACACCAGCUGAAGAUGGGUAAAAGCCCGGAAAACAUUGGUAUAAAUAAAAAUACAGGCAUGAGCGGCUGGUUGUGGUAUUUCUUGAAGUUAUAUUUAACUAGAUUUGUUGAGAUGUACUUUGAAUCUCUAAAAUCUACCCCAACAACAUAGUUAGAAGUCUUGGUUCAGUCUACUUUUCAUAAUAUUUAUCAGGUGAGGAAUCCUGAUGAGCCAAUUAAGGUUAUUUUAACAAUUAUAGAUAGAACAUGUUUUUAAUUUCACUUAAGAUGGCUAAGUUCAUUGCUAGACAAUUAAUAAAUCAAGAUUCAGAUUGCAACAGAGACAUGUCAGUCCUUGUCAUUCCAGUGUCUGUCUUAAAAAAUUUGUGCUAAAUCAGUGAAUGCAACUGAGGUCAGGCAAUCAUUGGUGAUUGAAAGGCCUCAACUCUUUGCAUUACCUUGGUUAGCAUUUCCAUAAAAAUUUUCCAGUUGUCUGUAAAAAUUAAUGAAGUCAAAACUGAACCUGAACCUGAACUUGAGUCAAGCAAGGAAUGGAAAAAGAAAUAUUCUUUUAACACAUGAAAGUAGAUUGACUGAUGCACUAAUUAAGUUCUAGAAUCUUUUAAAAGAGGUGGAUUAUUUGGUCAGAUGAGAAAUUAAUAAGAGUUAGAUAGGUUGUAGCAAAGUGAGUUGGUGCUCAGGCUUAUUACGAAAACACACACACUUGUUUAAGCAGUCAAAUUUCAGUUGCACUUUCCCAGUUUUGCAUAACAAACAAAGGUUCAUAAUAUGAGACUGUUUUACACUGAUGUAGUGUUCUCAUUGAAGGUAUCUUAGGUGUAAUUCUAAUGUAUCAACAAGGAGACACCAACAUAUCAUGCAAGUGAUCAUAACUGUGAUGGAAGAACUGCACUGUGAUUCGACAGAGGGUAUUUUAAUUUCGAAUUAUUUUGAAUGCACAUUUCUCUCUCUAUUGGGUCGAAUACUGGUUGCAUACAGUGUAACAAAAAUAUGCAGAUAACCUUUGAGUGUUUGUAGAAGAUAUCUUGAUGAUAGGGCUUAUCCAGAAAAGUCAUCGGACGACGCUAGAUAGUGUGGAAAUUGUAAGGGAAAUGCAUGAGGCAACCCAUCCCUUUGGCAGCAGAUGCGGGCCUCCACUCUGACACUUCUGUUGCUAUUGUGCUUAGCAGUCUCUAUCUUGAAGUUCUGCUUUAGAUCCUUCAAUGUACAAACCCAAGACCAGUACUAAAAGGGAUCCCUAGCAGCAGGCAUUGGCCACUACCAUAACUUCAAUGCUGUGUAGGUCAUUGGAUGACAUUUCUGAACGUGGGUUCCUGUCCUCAGUUUGUCCGUAAAGACUCCCUCUACAACUCCCUUGAAACCCAGUGGUGUAUUUGUGUUGAUCUUCCUACACACACACACACACACACACACACACACACACACACACACACACACACACACACAUAUGAAGGGGAAAAAAUAAACUUGCAGUUAAAAGGUUAAGGCAUACCUGAUUGGAUUUUAAUUUAUGUUCAUGUAAUUGCAGUUGCUUGUGAAAAUAUUUUAUAUUAAUAUACAUACAUAAGAAACACGUGUGUGUGUGUGUGGGGGGGGGGGGGGGGGGGGGUUAUGAGGAUCAUACUACGACAAUCAUUCACACCACUCACAACUCUGAUUUGUACACAAGUAUUUCAGUCAUUAAUCACUGGCAUGUUCAGAUUGUAAUAAACACUCAAUGCAAUGCAGCCCAUAUACACUUAAAUAGCUGUAGCCCAUAUUAUUACCUCUAGUCUUUUAAUACAGAUAUUUUUAAUUUUUUGUCAAAGUGACACUUCUAGUAUCCAAUUUUCUUUAUACAUUUAACUGGAGCAGUAGGUGAAUGCAAACUUAAUUUGUUAGUGUGCAAUACUAGUGUGGGACAAAAAACAGCUAGAUGAUAAUUUUAGUCAAAACUUUGAAAUUGUGUUAGUACUGUAAAUUGUGAAACUGUUUCACAGUAUUCUACAUCCAAACUCAAUUUGGAAUAUGGUUUCUUUUGUUGUAUACAACCCCCAAAGCUAAGAAGAGAUUGUAUCUAAAGCAUCAGAAACCGCAGUGUGAAAUAAGUGAUUUGCUAGAUUUAUUACUAUGUACUUAACACAAUCAUGUCUUAACAUAAAUAUGUUUGCUGCUUCUCUGUGUAAAAAUAUGUAAACAUAUAUGAUUCACAGUGGCAAUUGGCCAUACUGAACCAGCAACAGAAUCUAAGCCUUACUUACUAACACAGCUGUGUGCCUUAGUGUGUAUCAAAAUAAAUACCCAUCCUGUAAAUAAUGUAAUUCUUUGCACUAUUGCUUUUCCACCUCAACAAGGAUUCAGAGAUGGAAGUUUUCCUGCCAUUUGUGAAAUCUUUGUAUUUUAUACUAUUGUUCAGAAAAUAAACAACACAGUAUUGAUAAUGUGAGCAAUUAGAGCAAUAACUAGGCUACCGUAUAUCAACAGUAUCUUUAAGUAACUUGAAAGUCUUAGAUAAAGUAACUUCUCUUUUAAAGUGACAUGUGGACCAUGUAGAGUACCUACCAUAUGGUAUCUGUAAAUAUUUGUAAUGUAGUGACCUGGCUGCAGUUCCUAAAAUUUAUUGAAACAGGGACAUGUGGCUGAUUUUCACAUCUGCAUAAAUUUUAUGAAAAUCUUUUGGAAAUUUGAUAAAAGCAACAAUUUGAUUUUUUAAGAUUUCAUUGUACUUAACUCUUCUGUGUGUACUGUUGUAUACUAACCACCUAAACUUUUUAGAUGCUGUUGAGUAAAUCAAAUUUCUUAUUACUGUAAAUUUUAUUGAUGCUCUGUUGUAAUUUUCAUUCUGGUUUGAUGAUGUGUGCAUAUUAUAUUAUUAUUAUAAUAAUUAUUGGCAAGGCUGAUUUAUUUUAAAAGUUUGUGGCUGUAUCUUUGUUAAGAGUUUUCAGUAGUAUGUCGAGACAAAUGAGACAACUUAGAUAAUUUUUCUGUAAUUGUUCGGGCAUUUGAUUCACUCACUGGAGGUGCUGUAUGUUUGAAAUACAUUCACAUUACAUAUUGAAA
Messenger RNA from Schistocerca cancellata (South American locust), 11821 nucleotides. Its product is annotated as RING finger protein 44-like. NCBI's taxonomy places the organism in Eukaryota, Metazoa, Arthropoda, Insecta, Orthoptera, Acrididae. The record is from RefSeq and is a predicted model, not a curated record. The transcript has 14 exons. The coding region runs from base 135 to 1910 and encodes 591 amino acids.